Coccidioides immitis RS is the source of this 3384-nucleotide messenger RNA. Its product is annotated as DDT domain-containing protein. The coding region runs from base 318 to 3350 and encodes 1010 amino acids. The record is from RefSeq and is a predicted model, not a curated record. NCBI's taxonomy places the organism in Eukaryota, Fungi, Ascomycota, Eurotiomycetes, Onygenales, Onygenaceae. The transcript is spliced from 9 exons.
UCCAUCCUCCUCGCUGCCUACCACCUCUCCGCCGCCGUCUUCCUCGACUCACCAUUCGCUUUUCUCCCCGUCGUGUCUCUCUCCCCGGCUGGCCUUGCUUACCCUUUUUAUUUAUUUAUUUAUUUAUUUAUUUUUUUUUGGAGGCUUCCGCUCGAGCAGCUACGCGUGAUGAGGUUUCCACCAGGCUGAGUUAGCUCUCUUCGUGUCCAAGACUUCGCGGAGCCUCACGGGCAAACCUAGCCCCCGGCGUCUUAUCUGUUUCCUCAACCUACUCACACGCGGUCCGAUCCCGUUCGCGUUCCGCGAAAAUCGUCAAGAUGGUGUUAUUCAAGCGCAAACCCGUUCAGUAUCUCCCGAAGCCGACCAUUGAAGAUGACAGCUCAGAGGUUUGGGUCAUUCCCGAGACAGAUGAGGUUUUCACGAGCUACGAGCCGUUUUUGCAGAGAAUGAAUUUCUACAAGCAGAAGCGGUUUAUAUGCGAGAUCACCGGUCACUCAUCCCUUACCUUUUUCGAGGCCUUGAGAAGCGAAGCUGAGGGUUCCAGAGAAGUGGAUAACGCCUUUCCCGAGGCCCUGAAGGAGCCGGUGCUGCGCAAGGUCCAAUUCUCCAUCGUGUCAAGAAUAGAUAGUCUUGUGGAUCAGCUUUACGAGGUACCCCUUUCCAGAGCAGAGCCGAAUUUAAAAACAACUGUCGAGCUUACAUUUUUCAAGGAUUUCAAGCAGGACUUCUAUCCCGGCGAACGAGUCACCGUGUUACUUACAAAUGGCUCUCGGCUACAGGGGGUGGUUCGCGAGAAGGCAAGAUUCCCAGAAAUCUGUCGAUCAGAUGGGACCUUAGAACGGAGGGCGUCAUCCCGGUACCUGGUGAAACUUACCAACCGUCAAAACGAAGAAGCGUUGGUGGAUGACGAACAUCUGGCGCGUGAUCGGAAAAUAUUCACAAAACAGAUGUUGAGGUCGUUCAUCAAGAAUACAGUGUCGAGAGAGUCCUGGAACGGUGCGCCCUGGCUGGUCAAGCCGCAUAUUGCUGAAUACUACCAUAUCGAUACCGAGGUUCCUCAGCAUCUUCAAUACGGGAAUAAAGCGGGAAAGAAGGCUAAGGUGUCGGCAGAUAAGCAGGAAGACGAAAAGUUAUUUGGAUUCUUUGCCUCGCAACGCCCGCAGUUGAAGCCAUCCACGAAAGGUCAGAAGGCGAAAACCCCCCAGGAGCUUGAAAAGGCAAAGGAGGAACAGUACGAAGCCUAUAGACGAUCAUUAAACGGCAACCCAUCGUUUAGACUGCCAAAGAACGAUAAACACAGGCCACCACCUCCCUCUGAAGCACCGGUGGCCCUUCUUCCAGAAUUUUCAGUCAUCAUUAACAACAAGUUACCGCCCUCCCCACCACCGCCUCCGCCGGCCCCGAUCAAAUAUCCUAUCGAGGAUCUCGACAUACCGCCAACCGACGGCGCCCGGCGCCCAAGCUUACGCUUCUUGACCAAUGACGAAACUGCCGAGAAACUCGACCUAGGCCUCAAAAUGGAAUCUGUCGGGCCCCUUCUCGAAACUUGGAACACGUUGAACGUAUAUUGUGAAGUGUUCCAGCUUGACUCGUUCACCUUUGAUGACUUUCUCGAGGCAAUGCGCUUUUCCUCCGAUGAUAUCAACUGCGAACUCUUCACAGAGAUCCAUUGCGCCGUGCUGAAAAUACUUGUUAACUCCGAAAAAGAUCAGGAAGGUGCUAUUCAAAUAUCUUUACCUGCGGCCCCGGAAGAAGACUCCGAGGAGGAGUCAGAGGAAUCUGAACCUGAGCCCGAGCCUGAGCCCGAACCGGUGCCGACUCGAAGAACAACAAGAAGUAGUCUGGCACGGGUUGAGAUCAACAAUACGAAGCCUCCACCACGCAGUCGUUCCACCACCGCUGAUAUUAAAGUCCACCGGGCUGCCGAGAUGUUUACGGAGUACGGGUGGAUCGACCGUGUGCGGAAGCGCGAUUUCAAGAAUGGCGGAUGGGAGCUUGUGAUGAUCGGUCUCCUAUACCGACUGUCGAGUCGGCCAAGGUUGCAGAAGAUUUGCGAUGAAAUUCUCUCUCAUCUUGCACCCCUGGAUGCCGAACCGACACGAGAGACCGCCCAGGAGCAAUAUUCUACCCUCAACAUAAACCUACGUAUACAGGCGCUACAGAUCAUCUGCAUGCUCACUCUUGAAACAAAAGCUAUCAAGAAUUACCUUGAAGAGUGUAGCAACCAAAUGACCGAGUUCCGGAAAGAGAAGAUUGAGCUGCAGCGCGCUCGAAAAGCUACCCUCGAAGAGCUACGGAAGCUACAUGAAGAACGGAAAGAACUUGAGCCGGAGCGCCCUCCUUCUCCCGCUCCGGAGCCAGAGGAGAUUGCCGAAUCGAAGGUACCCGGAACCGAAGAAGAAUCGGAGGCCACUAGCGAGUCAGACGAGGAAGAAGAAUCCUAUAUUGGUCGCUCUCUACGUGGAGGAGCUGAUAGGGAGCUCGAACGCAAGCGAAGACAGGAAGAGGAACGGCUGCGUAAAGAACUGGCUGCCAAGCUACCGAAGGGAACGAAACAAUACCAACGGGUGCUUAAGAAGAUUGAAGACCUUAAGGCCAAGGUCAAGGCGUAUGAGGCGGACAUAGCCGUCCUUGAUAACGACCUGCGCGAGGCGGAUUGUCCCAGGACCCGCGUUCUUGGAAAAGAUCGGUUUUGGAAUCGCUACUAUUGGUUUGAACGAAACGGAAUGCCUUACGAAGGCCUUCCCAAUAGCUCGACGGCGUCUGCAGGUUACGCCAAUGGAAGAAUAUGGGUGCAAGGUCCCGACGAGAUCGAGCGUGAAGGGUUCAUCGAUCUUCCCGACGAAUUGAACCGAUCAUAUUUCAAAGAGUUUGGUAUGACUGUUGCCGAGCGUAAAAGGGCCGAAGAAGGGCCCACGAGCAUGCUCAAUGCCCAGGAAUGGGGAUAUUACGAGGACCCAGACGAGCUGGACGAGCUUAUCAAUUGGCUCGAUAGUCGAGGAGUCCGCGAGAUUAAAUUGCGCAAAGAGCUCCAGCUUCACAGGGAUAACAUCGCCAAGUACAUGAAGAACCGAAAGGAGCAUCUGUCGCAGCAUGCAUCCAAGGUGGAAUUGGAGGAGGAGCCUCCGACGAGGAUGUCCACGCGGACGAAGACGUACACCGAUUACAGCAACUUCCAUUGCCUGAAGUGGAAAAAUUCGACGGCUCUACGGGAUAACGGUCAUCUGCACAUUGAACCAGAACGCCCUACGAAAAGAGCGAAGAGAUCGAUGGACAACGCUAGAGAGCUGAAGAUGCUGAAUCGCCAGGGCAAGCCGCUGGCCAGACAGGGUACGCGGUACAAUUUCUAGGCGCCGCCGGCUUCUGCCAGCGGGAUAUUCCAAA